Fomitopsis serialis is the source of this 264-nucleotide messenger RNA. RefSeq lists its product as uncharacterized. The coding region runs from base 1 to 264 and encodes 87 amino acids. Gene Ontology annotation, biological process: mitochondrial respiratory chain complex IV assembly. The record is from RefSeq and is a predicted model, not a curated record. Gene Ontology annotation, cellular component: mitochondrion. The transcript has 2 exons. Lineage: Eukaryota; Fungi; Basidiomycota; Agaricomycetes; Polyporales; Fomitopsidaceae.
AUGUCGCGCGCGGCCAAGAUCACCCUUGUCAGCGCCCUCUGUGCGUCGGCCGUCGUUAUUUGGGGAGUGCACUUCCUUCAGAUCCGCGAGCGCGAGACAAUGUUUCAAGGUGUACUGCGCGACGACGAGCGUAGGCGAGAGAAGAUGCACCAAAGAGAACAGGAUCUGCAGGAGUCCCUUCGGAAACGGGAGAUUUACGAGCGCGUUCAGAGUGUGUCGAAUUCUUCUCCCUCCCCGCCAGGUCAUGCGCCACCAUCACAAUAG